GGGAAAAAAAAGAAAGAAGAAGCAUCCAGGAGCUUAGUCGUGAAAAGGACUUUUGGCGAAAGAGCCAAUCGAAGGACAUCAAGCCGAAGAAACUAAGGACCGCGCCGCCGGUUGGGCUACUAUCGUCACUGCUCUAUUACACCGCCGCUGCAUCGCCACAUGUUCACGGGAAUUUCUUCGCUGAUUCGCUUUGUUUCAUUCGUCUAAUUAAUUGAGGUGAGUACGCGGACAUCUAACGCUAGAUUAUUCGUAUAUGUUUGAAAUUCACGUUUGCAAUCUGUACGAUUGAUUAUGUGGAAUUUGAUAAAUUUUUGGGAGAAUGAGUUCGUGGGUUUGUUCAGCGUAGAAUUCAUAGAUAACGUUAAUUCGUUUACAUAGCCAAUCGUUAAUUCAUUUAUGUGAAUUGUUUGAUUAUAAAUGUUUAAAUUACGAUUUAUUUGGGAAUUGAUUUAUUGAUCGACCGAGGAAGGCCAUGUACAUUUUUCUUACUCUAAUUUGUGUGGUUUGUGUGUCAAUAAUCUUUAAAAACAUUAUACGAAUUAAAUGGUUUGGAAUUGGAUCGAACUCUGCUGUUUUUGUAUUUUCUUAACGUCAAACGGUAGCUAGGUACUGCCUGGCGAUACGCUGCUACUGCCGUAGAAGGAAUCUCGCUGCCAGUACCUACACCCGCACGGUAGGGGGUACCGUAUGGACAGUACCAAGGCCGCUAUUUGUUAAAUAUUUAUGUUUAUGAAAUUUAUUUUGGUUUUUUAUAAAUUCGAAAAUAUCAAAUUAUGAACUUGAAUACGGAUAAGUUACCUAGAUGAACUGUAGGUAGACCGAGAAAUAGAAUAAGAAUACAGUUAGAAAUUACGAGUGAUGUGAUGAGCCAGCGUGCAUGCAUGAUCAGUUGGGUAAAGUGUAUGCACGGGGGUCGUAGAUCUAUUCAUGGAUAUGAGUAAGUGGUCCCAUCCCGCCGACAUUGGAUGACUUCAAUUCAUAUCGAACAGGUUCUUCCAUUGAUGUGGUUAUUUAAGGACUCUAGAAAGAAUAAAGAAUUGACCUCAACCUCAUUAAUGAACCUUGUAUAAAGAUUACGUGGCAUAAAUGCCUACGUUAAGAGUGAUGUAAAUUUGGUAAUUGAGGAAUGUAGGUUUUAUUUAUGAAUUGUUUGAUAUUAUUGAUAUUAUUGUGUUGGAGUUGUGCCCUGAUGGCCAACUGUUUUAUUGUUAUUCUAUCAUAUAUAGGCAGAUAUAAUAUGUUUACAUAUCUCAUGCUAAUGUAAACAAAUAUUAUAUUCCUAGAUUUAUAUUUAAAGAUGUUUAUCAGAUAGUGUUUUUUUGCUGAUGAGACUAACAUCUUGAAAUAAAUAUUUAUCUGAAUGUCCAUAGUCGAGUAUUAACAAUAAUAGGAUAUCGUUAAUGCAUGUGAGACUAGCAUGUGUUGGAUGUUUGACUUAGUCUCAUAGUCAAUGACAGAGUGUUCGCAUCCGCACAUGGGCAGAUAUUAUCUAGAGAUAAUAGGAUGCCGGACUGACUCACCCUAAAGAUGUUGCUUGAACUUUUAGUUCAUGCUCUAAGAAUAUUUAGCGCCACCACGAAUGUAACUAUCCUUCGACUUGAAGUAUUACGUUUUCUGCAUAUGUGAACCCGCAGCUUUGAUGCAUUGUCCUAAGCCAUAUAAAAUAAGGAUGGUAUACAGGCUUUGUCUAAGGUAUGCCGCAUCGCGUAUUCAGAAACGUAGAUUACGUACAUAGGAUUUGUCACUACUCUUUUUAAGAGAUUAAUGUCUUUUAAGGCCCACUGGUAAGUUAUGACUGAGGAAAUUGCAUGGACAUGCUAAGAUGCUUUUAUGACGUCUAUUCCUAUCAGUCAUACUUGAUAAAUCAGUUAAUGGCUUAAUGGAUACAAGAUGGAUUUUUAUAGUCCCUUGCAUUAAAUAUAGAUAUUGAAACAAAGGGAUACAGUUACAAGGAGUCUGAGUCGUUAAAAGAAUCAUAUUUUCGGCCAAAUGGGAUUUUGAAGAAUCAAAAUUUCCUUGAUUGAUUUUUGAGUGGGCUAAUGGAUUUGUCAUUUAGCUAACGACAAAAAUUAAUUUCCACUUCUUUGUUUUAUUUAUAUACUCCACAUCAUUAGCCACAUUAUCAAGGUGUAGUUUUUUUUCCUUUGUUCGGCCAUCAAUAUUCUACAGAAAGAAAAAAUAUAUUUUGUGUUCCAUUAAUAUCAUUUUGUGUAUAGAAAAUAUCUAUAAUAUUUUCUAAAUAUUAUUAGAAAUAUUUUCUAUAGAAAUAUACAAGAUUUUUAUUAUCCCAAUUUUAAUCUUUAUAUUUUAUACAACUAUAAUCUUUACUAGAAUAAAGAUUGUGCUAGACUCCGGCGUUGUUUGUGUGUCAAAGUUAGAGACCGGACGCUUGAACGGUUACGUUUGCACUUUUAACGCUCUUCCCACGACUUCUUCGUUUUUACCGCUUCUAGAGAAAGAUAUAAAUUUCUUAAUUAUUAUAAGUUUUAGUACGUGAUUCUGAGCAAGAUAAUCAUGUAAGGAUGUUAAAAUUUUUAUAUUCCGCUACCUAUCCUUGCAUUGUUACCUUUCAGUGGUAUCGAAGCCAACGUACAAAACUAUAGUUUUAAGUUUGACUUUUUAUUUUAAAAUGUCAAAAUUUUCACUUAGUAAUAAUUAAAGUUCGGAAAUUGCACUGUUCUUAUGUGGUUAUGGAACACUGGUCUCCUCUUUGAUUGGGAAUUCGUUUUGCUAUGCGGACUUGGAAUCUUGGUAUGUCCUUUUAGAUCAAGAGUGGUGGAUAACUGUUUUUCUGCUCUGUAUGGGCUGAUGUACUUUCAAUGGUAAGUGUCUUUGACAAGGAGAGGGGGACGAAACAGUCAUAAAGGUGGCUGAAGAAAGGGAUAUAAUGCUAUUGGGUUCAUUAUGUAUCUGCAGUGCUGUUUCCUAGAGGUUCACUGGACAGGACGUAUGCAGGGAUCAGGAUGUCUUUGCUCCCUUGGAUAAUUUCCAGCCAUGCUCCCUUGUUUUAUUGUGUGAUUUUGCAGAUGUAUUAUUGUACUUCUUUCCUUUAGAUUGGCCGGUUUGGGGUGUUGGCCAGCCACCCUUUGUACUCCUUUCCUUUUUUCUAUUAAUAAAAUUCUCUUCUUUAAUAAAAAAAAAAUAUAUAUAUGAGGUCAUUCUCACAGAAACCGGUUCCUAUACAUACACACACACACACACACACAUAUAUAUAUAUAUAUUGAAUAGAUGCCUAUCGAUGACAUUAAGAAAGAACUUAAAUCCGCUGAGCUGUCGGAUGUGGCAAUUGAAGAGAUAUUGCAAGUCCUCUCUGUGAAGUCAUUGGAAAAAUUGGAAGAGAAGCUUGGGACGGCUACAGAAGCACUUGCUGAUUUGAAGCAACUAUUUUCAUUGGCCGAGAAGUAUGGCUAUUCUGAGUGGAUUCAGUUUGAUGCAUCAAUUGUGCGCGGACUAGCCUAUUAUACCGGCAUCGUGUUUGAGGGAUUUGAUAGAGCCGGGAAUUUGCGAGCUAUAUGUGGUGGUGGGCGAUAUGAUAGCUUGCUCUCUACUUUUGGAGGAGAUGAUAUUCCAGCUUGUGGCUUUGGAUUCGGUGAUGCAGUCAUAGUUGAGCUUCUAAAGGAGAAGGGGCUUGUGCCAGAAUUGAGUAUGCAAGUAGACGACAUCGUCUGCUCUCUAGACCCCAAUCUCCAAGGCACCGCUUCUUCUGUUGCAACCAUACUUCGGGAGAAAGGGCAGACCGUCGAUCUGGUUUUGGAAAACAAACCGCUUAAAUGGGUGUUCAAAAGGGCUGCCCGGAUGAAUGCGAGCAGGCUGAUCUUAGUUGGGAGUGAUGAGUGGCAAAGAGGGAUGGUGUGUGUUAAGAUUCUUUCUUCUGGGGAGCAAUAUGAGGUCAAAGUGGAUGAACUUCAGUAGCAAGGAUCUGAAUGAUAUGAUGCACUGUAUAUCAUUAUUUUUAUUUUUAUUUUUUGCUGAGUCCCUGCAUUGUUUUUUUUUAAAUAGAAAACAUGCAUAAGUUUUUCUUCUUUUUUCCCCUACUGCUAACUUUUCUGAUUAUAUCUUGAUGACAUAUUAUUUGAAAGAAAACAAGCUUGAGAUG
Messenger RNA from Cuscuta campestris, 4096 nucleotides. The record is from the annotation of a GenBank genome assembly. Lineage: Eukaryota; Viridiplantae; Streptophyta; Magnoliopsida; Solanales; Convolvulaceae.